Messenger RNA from Meleagris gallopavo (turkey), 2486 nucleotides. RefSeq names its product phosphorylated CTD interacting factor 1 (gene PCIF1). NCBI's taxonomy places the organism in Eukaryota, Metazoa, Chordata, Aves, Galliformes, Phasianidae. The record is from RefSeq and is a predicted model, not a curated record. Gene Ontology annotation, cellular component: nucleus. Gene Ontology annotation, molecular function: mRNA (2'-O-methyladenosine-N6-)-methyltransferase activity; RNA polymerase II C-terminal domain binding.
AGGCGGUGCCCUCCGCUCCGCCGCGGUUCGGGGCCGAGGGAAAACCCCGCCGUGUCCCCGGGGCCGUCGCUGCGCCCUUUUGUCCGCGUUUGCCGUCGUCCCGUGCGAAAUCCCGCCUUGACAGACGCUGGCUGUUCUGCGCUCCGUGUCCGUUGCCGCCUGGCUGCGCUCUCUGUUCGUGCUGCUGCUCCUAUAGGCUUGUGGUUGCUGAGAAAUGGCCAAUGAGAAUCACGGAAGCCCUGCGGAGGAGGCAUCUCUAAUGAGUCACUCACCUGGCACCUCCAACCAGAACCAGCCCAGCUCCCCCAAACCUAUGCGACUGGUACAGGACCUCCCAGAUGAGCUGGUGCAGGCUGGCUGGGAGAAGUGCUGGAGCAAGAGGGAGAAUCGUCCGUAUUACUUCAAUCGCUUCACCAACCAGUCCCUGUGGGAAAUGCCUGUUCUGGGACAGCAUGAUGUCAUUUCAGACCCUCUGGGAUUGAAUGCAGCUCCUAUGCCACUGGAAGGUGGAAUGGUAGAGACCUCAGUGGAGAGCAAGCAAAGGAAGAGGAGAUUCUCUGAGGAGGUUCCCUCAAGUGGCAACAGUGUGAAAAAGCCCAAGUCGGAUGUUCCGGGGACCCCAGCCACUCAACCAGUCCCCAGCUCUCCCAGUAUUCCAGGAUCCUCUGUUUUGAAGGCGUGGUGUGUUUCACCUGAAGAUAAGCAGCAGGCAGCUCUUCUACGACCAACUGAAGUAUACUGGGACCUGGAUAUUCAAACAAAUGCAGUGAUUAAGCAGAGGGCACCAUCUGAAGUGCUUUCUCCACACCCUGAAGUAGAGCUGCUUCGAUCCCAGCUCAUUCUCAAGUUGCGGCAACAUUAUCGUGAGCUCUGCCAGCAGCGAGAAGGGAUUGAUCCCCCAAGGGAGUCUUUUAACCGCUGGAUGUUGGAGAGGAAGGUGGUGGAUAAAGGGACAGAUCCUCUUUUACCGAGUGACUGCGAGCCAGUAGUGUCUCCUUCCAUGUUCAGAGAAAUCAUGAAUGACAUUCCCAUCAGGCUAUCCAGAAUUAAGUUCCGUGAAGAAGCCAAGAGACUGCUCUUCAAGUAUGCUGAGGCUGCAAAACGGCUCAUUGAAUCCAGGAGUGCAUCACCAGACAGCAGGAAGGUGGUGAAAUGGAAUGUGGAGGACACCUUCAGCUGGCUGCGACGGGACCAUUCUGCUUCUAAGGAGGACUACAUGGACCGCCUGGAGCACCUACGCAAGCAGUGUGGGCCCCACGUGUCUGCUGCAGCAAAGGACUCUGUUGAAGGCAUCUGCAGUAAGAUUUACUACAUAUCCCUUGAAUAUGUCAAGCGGAUCCGGGAGAAGCAUCUUGCCAUCCUCAAAGAAAACAAUAUAUCUGCUGAGGUAGAAGCUCCUGAAGUCCAGGACAGGCUCGUGUACUGUUACCCAGUGAGACUGGCCAUCCCCUCCCCACCACUCCCCAGUGUGGAAAUGCACAUGGAAAACAAUGUGGCAUGUGUGCGGUACAAGGGGGAGAUGGUGAAAGUGAGCCGCAACUACUUCAGCAAGCUGUGGCUUCUCUAUCGGUACAGUUGCAUUGAUGACUCUGGCUUUGAAAAGUUCCUACCCAGGGUUUGGUGCCUUCUCCGUCGAUACCAGAUGAUGUUCGGUGUGGGUCUGUAUGAAGGAACUGGCCUGCAGGGGGCACUUCCCGUGCACGUCUUUGAAGCCCUCCACAAGCUCUUUGGAGUGAGUUUUGAAUGCUUUGCCUCGCCACUGAAUUGCUAUUUUAAACAGUACUGUUCGGCCUUCUUGGAUACAGACGGGUAUUUUGGAUCCAGGGGCCCGUGCCUGGAUUUUUUCCCUAUAAGUGGGUCUUUUGAGGCAAAUCCUCCGUUCUGUGAGGAGCUGAUGGAUGCCAUGGUCUCUCACUUUGAGAAACUGCUGGAGAGCUCCAGUGAGCCCCUGUCCUUUAUUGUCUUCAUCCCUGAGUGGAGGGACCCUCCCACACCCGCCCUGACCCGCAUGGAGCAGAGCAAGUUCAAGAGGCACCAGCUCAUCCUGUCAGCCUUCGAUCACGAAUACCGCAGCGGGUCUCAGCAUGUCUGCAAAAAGGAGGAGAUGUACUACAAGGCUGUGCACAACACCGCCGUCCUCUUCCUGCAGAACAGCGCAGGCUUUGCCAAGUGGGAGCCCACGCCAGAGCGGCUGCAGGAACUCGUUGCGGCCUACAAGCAUUCAGGCCGGACCCUCAGCUCCUCGUCGUCCUCCUCCUCCUCGUCCACCUCCUCCACAGACAAGGAGCGAGAGCUGGGCCGCGAGCAAAGCAGCAGCCGGGAGCCCAAUGCUAACUGAGGCGCAGAGGUGAGAGGCAGCAGGGGAGGUGCCGGCGGCCCCGAGGAGGCUCGCCGGGCGGGCGGAGAGACUGCUGGCUGUGCAGCACCGGCCCGGGGAACUCUUGCCCAGCAGCUCACGGCACCAGCCUUCCCCUGCGAACCGCACG